AUACAAACCGUCACAAGAAAUAAUCUCAUCGCCUCUCUCCUACGCAGUGUUUUUGCUCGGCCUUUCUACUCCAGCGAGUGGCCAUGCCUCGACCCCGCCGGGUUCCGGCUGCGGCGGCGGCCGGCAACGCUAGCGAAAUGAAGGUCGACGGUCGCGAGGAGACGCCGUCGAUGUUGGACGAGACCGGCCAUGAAAUAGGUCCGGAGGUACUCCAGAAGCUACGAGAGCAAUGGGAGCUCGCCUCCGUUCUCAACUUUCUGAGCGUUUUCGAGCCUGUUAUCGGGAACGAUCUCAAGUUGUCUGCCGAGGAGAUUGAAGGAGGUCUCAUAAGGCCCAACUCUUCGAUUGCGCAACUACACGUCAAGCUCUUAAAGGGAAUUCCGCCUAUUAGCAAAGCAUUGGAUGGUUCUGAUGCAUGGGUGACUGUACUUUGUAAGAAACUGGAUUCAUGGUGGCAGUGGUUGCAGGUUUCUGAGGGGAAUAUGCCAUUAACACUGGCUAAUGGGAAGGAAAUAUAUCAAUACAAAGAACUUGAUCCUGUUGGUCGAUUACUUUUGCUGAGAGCUCUAUGCGAACUCCGAGCCAUUCAAGAUGAUGCAGUAUCUUACAUAAACAAUGCUCUUAAAGAUGGAACUCCUAUAUCUUGUUUUCGCAAAGAAAAGCUUGCUAGUCAUGGAAAUGGAACUUCUUACUGGUACGAGGGAGAUGCAACUUGUGGGCACAGGCUAUAUAGGGCCGUAUGUAUUCCCAAGUCGAAGUCUACCAACAGUGAUGAGCGUGGUGUACCUCUACCAUUCACAAUGUUUCGGUGGGACACACUUGCCACUAAUCUCGACGAGUUUUCUGAAGUAGUGGAAGCACUUGCAUCAAGCAAAGGUGUAGCUGAAGUUGCUGUCAGUAAAAUCAUACAAUCUGAUAUUAUACCUGUCCUACAGAAAAUUAAAAAGAACAAAGAAAGAGCGCUCAAGCGGAAAGAAAGACAAAAGAUGCUCCUAAGUAAUUGUAAGAGAUUCUAUCCAGUUGCUGGUUCUCGAUCCUGCCGAAGUCGUCGGCCUAUAAGUUACACAUUUGAGGAGUAUGAUCGGGCUAUUAAUGAGGCUAUAGACGUCACAGAGAGGUCGACUACUGAAGAUCAAAGGAGACAGUACAAGCACCGUGAGUUUAGUAAAGAGGAUGAUAGUCAGAAUGAGGAUCCAGAUUCAAGUGAAGGGGUUGGUAGAAACAAUAUCUAUGAUGUUCCGGCGACUCAGAUUAACAAGCAUGGAGGAGCUGGAAAUGACUACACAGAUGAGGAAUAUGAUGGAAAAUGCAGUGAUGAUGAUUGUAGCAGGUCAAACAACUCGGAUGAGGACUGCCUUGGGAGCACAAUCGAUUCUCCUAAUAAUAAUAAUCAUCCAAAGAGAAAAAUUCAUGUUGCUCAUAGAGUUGCUGGAUCUCGCUGGAGCAAAAGGUUAGCUGGAGCUGCUGCUCAUGCGGUUGAGGAAACAAGGGAGUUGCACAUGAAGAAGUUGCUGAGACAAAGACCCACUCAAAACUAUGCUCUAGAGUCAGCUAUUAUACCAGAUUCGGAUGAAGAAAACCCAUUAUAGAACGCCGACAGCAAUAUCAUUUUGGACUCUGCUGUGGUCACUGACAGCUACGAAGCUUCCGAAAUGUAACCAUUAGGCGAGUCAGGUUAUGUGCAUAGACUCAUUAGUUUCCUUGAAUUUUGUGAUCUAGCAAGGAAUUGUCUUAUUGUACAUGGAUGACAUGAUGCACCAUUUUGCACAUAUUAUCUCCAGGCAGGAGGGAGGGGGUUCAGCUUUUGCAGAAUUUUCGGUGGAUACUUUCUACUACUAUUGAGAAAGUUGCCUCAGCCCUGACCAUCCUCUUACCUGGACAGGACAAUUAUUUAGGACAUCUUUUCUUAAUUUCUGCGAAGGGAAGUAAUUAUUCACGAUAUUA
This is a messenger RNA of Rhodamnia argentea, 1944 nucleotides long. Its product is annotated as DDT domain-containing protein DDR4. Gene Ontology annotation, cellular component: RSF complex. The coding region runs from base 84 to 1589 and encodes 501 amino acids. The record is from RefSeq and is a predicted model, not a curated record. Lineage: Eukaryota; Viridiplantae; Streptophyta; Magnoliopsida; Myrtales; Myrtaceae. The transcript has 11 exons. Gene Ontology annotation, biological process: regulation of DNA-templated transcription.